AUGGAGGCGGCGGGCGGGCGGGCGCUGCGGUGCCUGCUGGCCGCGCUGGGGCUGCUCUCGGCGCUCAGCGCCGCCGGGACGCUCUUCCUCCUGGCGCAGUGGCGGGAGCUGGGCGCGGCGCUGCGGGAGCUGGAGGCGGCGCGGCCCCCCGCGGCCGACGGCUCCGUGCGCGCCCCGCCGGGCGCCGGGGCAGCGCCGCCCGCGGCCGCCCGCAGCAGGCGGAGCCGCCGCGGCCACGUGCGCGCCGAGAACGACGAGAUGCUCCUGAUGCUGACCUACUCCAUGGUGCCGGUCCGAGUGAUGGUGGAUUUAUGUAACAGCACAAAAGGGAUAUGCUUAACAGGUCCCCCAGGUCCCCCAGGGCCUCCUGGACUGGAUGGAUUGCCUGGCUACAAUGGAUCAGAUGGAGCUCCAGGUAUACCAGGACAAAAGGGUGAACCCGGAUUAAAUGGGAAAAGAGGAAAAAUAGGUGUCCCAGGACCAAAAGGUGAUCAAGGAGCAAAAGGAGAACCUGGAGAAAUGGGUUUACCUGGCAAGGAUGGUAUGCCAGGAGGAAAAGGUGCAAGAGGAGCAAAGGGUGAAAAAGGAGAUGCAAAUAACGAUGUGAUAUUAGAAGGUGCAAAAGGUGAUCCUGGACUGCCAGGGCCCCCUGGACCACCUGGGCCCCCAGGACCUCCAGGACCCCCAGGAAAGCGUAAAGGUAAAGCACAGGUUCAAGAGAACAUAUACAACAGCAAAUGCACAGGUGAGACAUGUGCUGUACCAAAUGAUGACACUUUGGCUGGAAAAGCUGAAGAUAGAACCAGUGAUCAGUCAAAAAAACCCGAAUGUGUCAUAACAUCUGUAGGAAGUCCUGUUCACCUUGUCAGUGUACAGCAAACGUUUGGAACUUGGAUGCGGGAACCUGCAAAUAUAAGUGAUGAAAGGAUUUGGCUUACCAUGCAUUUUUCAGGAAACUCUAUAAAAGAAUAUGAGAAUUCCAAUGCGUUGCUGAAUGACAGCUACAGGAUCAUUAACAUCACAGGGUUCUUCUAUGGAUGUGGUCAUGCAGUACAAAACAAUCAUCUGUACUAUCAAAAGGGAGGAACCAAUGUCAUUCUGAAACUUGGGCUUGAUAAAGCAUCAUCGGGCACACUGACAAUUGAAAAUGCCUUAUAUCACGGUCGUAACUACCUCUUUUCUAACUCGAAGACGUAUUUCAAUGUAGCAGUGGAUGAAAAGGGUCUUUGGAUUAUAUAUGCCUCAAGUACUGAUGAAAAUAUAAUAGUAGCACAUAUUGAUGAAGAAACAUUUUCAGUCAUUCGGCAUAUCAACACUACAUAUCCUAAGUCUAAGGCUGGUAACGCGUUCAUAGCAUGUGGAGUUAUGUAUGUUACUGACACUAAGGAUAUGACAGUAACUUUUGCUUUUGAUUUACUAAAAGAGAAGCAGAUUGAUGCAAGCUUUGAGUUACGCUCUUCACAGUCUGUUCUUGCUAUGCUUUCAUACAGUUUAAGAGAUAAGAACUUGUAUACAUGGGAGAAUGGGAGUUUAAUGGUAUACCCAGUACGUUUUGGCAGAUGAAUGUAUUAUAAAAUGGCAUGUCAUGGGAGCCAUGUUUAGCUGAACAGAUUAUUUAAAGCUGUAUCAUCUACACAGCCAGUGGGUCUCUUCACUUCUCCGUACACAUCUGUUGGCUGAUGGUGGCUUGUAUGCAUGCAUAAAAGGGAGAUCAGACCCCUUUGUAUAAAUACACUUAAAAUUAUACAGGCCAUUCUUGGCUUUUCUAGGAGAAGAGCUGUCCAACAUUGCAGCUGGUACCCAGCAGAGACCUGCUUUUGUUUUUUCCUCUGUUAUGCAGCCUAUAAUUACAUUUAAUGUACACUGAUUAUUCCAAAGUCAUGUGUUCAGCAGUGACUAUUUUUAACUUGCAGUUUCAAUUACCUUAUCUGCAAUCAUUUUCCAGUCAGUGAUUAUGGCUUAGUAUAAAUGUCUAAAUAAUGAACUUUUGUAGUGUACAAAUACAUUUCUCUGUCAUUUUCACUUAAUACUUUCCACUGACUCUGUGAAGUUUUUUGACAAUGAUAUACAGCUGUUAAAAACAAUGGGGAUGGAAACAGUUCUUUCUUUACAUAGGAAAAAAAAACAGAAAUUUGAAUUGGUAAGUCUGACCAACUGUUAUAUAAGCAAAAGCAAAAUUACUGGACUACAAGGAAAAUGCAAAUGAUAGCAUUAUCAAGUAUCAUUGAAGUAUGUGAAAUUGUGUUGAGUGACAGGGAAGGAAAGUAAUUGGAUACAAAUUGAUGAAAGAUUGAUUAAAGAUGUAAAAAUGUAAGAUUAAAACACCAUUUUUAACAGUUUGAGUUGCUUGUGUAGCUGCAGACUCCUCCUUCCUCCUCACUUGUAUGUAAACUAUACCAUUUCAUGGAAGUAUAACUAACUUGCUUGUACAGUUUUAUUUCUAAUAAAUCUUUUCCCCAUUCAUCAACUGCUUGGGA
Messenger RNA from Rhea pennata, 2477 nucleotides. RefSeq names its product gliomedin (gene GLDN). Gene Ontology annotation, cellular component: cell surface. Gene Ontology annotation, biological process: signal transduction. Lineage: Eukaryota; Metazoa; Chordata; Aves; Rheiformes; Rheidae. Bases 1 to 1563 code for a protein of 520 amino acids. The transcript has 10 exons. The record is from RefSeq and is a predicted model, not a curated record.